ACAAAGUCAGGCAUAAAUUGAGGCAACCUUUUGUGAGACUGUGAAUAACAACCACCUGCAUAAAAAGGAUACACACAGGCAAGUCAAGCAAAGUCAAGGAGAGCUGAUUGCAAUAUACUCCUUCGCAUAUUUGUACGCACCACCCACAAGACUUUCAGAUCCAGGCGAACACACACUGAAAGUGUUGACAGACAGACAGACAGAGUAUAAUUGUAUUACUCGUAUACCUUGGCCUAGUGGUGCCGUUGACAACGACAUUGUCAAAACAAAGUUCUUUUGAGGACGAGUCCUCACUCGCCCAGCUACAAGAGACUACGCAUUGACACAAAUCUUGGAUAACAGCAGAAUGUAUGAAUUGAAAGCAUUAUGAAUCCCUCGCAAGAGGACUGGAUGUAGAAAAGACCAACCUGCCGAUCCAGAACAUAACCAAAUACAAAGACUACGCAGCCGAAGACAAGGAAAGCCGCAAGAGGAAUAACGUUGAAUGUUAAAGGUGUUAUUGCGAAUGAUGGCGAUGAUGUUGAAUUGAUUUAAAGCAAAGUGGAUAUUUUCUGUUUCUCAACAACAUCCUUAUGAACGAUAGCAAUUACAAUGCUAUGCCCGCUAUCAAUAUGGCUGCGCUAAGCCAUAGGACCGCAACAACCGCCAACAGCACUGCUCCAAUAACAGCUAGAAAAACAAGUUUAAUUGCAACUUCAACAAAGGAUUACUACGCCACACCCAAAAGAGUCAAAUCCCUUAUAAGGAACAAAUCGGUAACAACAACUAAGAACAAGUGCAGCCAGGACUUGAGCUAUCGGAAAUCGAAAAACGAAACCGGAAUCUCUCCCACCGCUAGUUUCAGUCACAACAUAACCAGAACGUGGAAAUCAACAAGUUCUCGUUGCCACAUACUUAAAAUUAAGAGGCCAAAUUGCAUUAAUCCAUUGUUGUUGACUACUUCGUCAUCGGUAUCAUCAUCCUCCUGCUUCUCCAGCUACACAUUAUCGCAAGCACCAUUAUUGCGCUCAUUGUUGCUGCACUCAACGGCAGCUUUAUUGGAUUUGCGAAAGGCAGCAGUGACACAGGCAAACACUAAACAUGUUGUGGCAUUUAAUUUCUGUAAUCCUUGCCAUACAAUUGCAUUUUGAUUACACAGAAGCGCAUUUUGUUGCCAACUUGACGGCGGCAAGCAGCAGCUAUGCCCCAGCGCCAUCAUCGGUGCCAACGACAGCAACAGCAGUUGCAAGCACCAGCGCCGCCAUAUCUUUGGAUAAUAUAGUUCGCAUUGGAGAUGGCAAUAUCAUAACGAGGGAUGCCAUUCAACAGUCUUUGGUGACAGUCCAUGACAUUGCCACCGAGAAUUUGGGCACAUUGUGUAUUUCAACACUUUAUCGACCAUUGCAGGUGCCCAUCAAUUCCGAACGUUAUGAGAGCUCGAGACAAAAGGCUGAUCUUGUGGCAUCCAUACUGCAAGAGGUGGGAAUUAUAAGGCAUGGAGGUUUAUCAGAAGCCUUGGCCAAAGGAUUGCUUAGUGACGACUAUACAACCGGUGCCCGAAUUUUGGCACUCAAUAUAACCAAUGGCUCUGUACAGUCCUAUGUAUGGUGGAUUAAAAAGAAUCACGAUAAACAUGGUGAAUUACAACGUUACGAAGAAGAAGGGCUACAGAUAGCAAAGAAACCUUCACAAAUGUAUCCAUGGUUUGCCGAUGAAAGCUCCUCACCGACAUUGCGCUCACCGAAAUUCGCACCCAGCCCACCGAACAUUUACUACAAAGGCUGGUGGACAUACCCGUACUUCUCAUGUUCACUUAGCAAAUGGAUACUCUCGUACAGUAUUGCAAUACCACCGAGCGGAAGACAUGGUCUGCGAGGUUUCGUCAGCAUCGAUAUUGACGUUACCGGGUUGCGUGUCAAUCAAUGCGAAGCACCAGUGGCUUAUCGUUUCAAUUAUCAGCAGAUACAGACACGGCGUCUGCACUUGGUGGAUACCAGCUCACAGUCGUCAGAAUUCAUUAACGAUAUUCAGGCGUUCCACAAGUCGCAUAAAUGCCAUCGUGACACAAUGGUGUGUGACUAUCGUUUACCCACCUCGGAAGCACCGACAAUAACAACAAGUAAAAUUUUGGCAACAGCAAACACUUGGUCACGUGGUGCCUACCAAUGUUUGUGCAAACGCGGCUUCUAUUCCAUUCGUCAUCCAGAUGGUUUUAAUGGCACCAUUAUGGAAAUUGCUUGGAAAGAACAUCAGGAUAAUAUUAGCAAUUACUACUCUGAAGUGUUCAUAUGCCUGAAGUGUGCUCCAGGGUGUGAAUCGUGCACAGGACCUGAACCGUGUUUGGCCGAUUACAAUUGGCCUUUUAGAAUAUCUCUACUCACCAUCUCAGUGGCGUGUGCUGUGGGCUGUUGCAUUUUGGCCGGAUAUUUAUUCCAUCAUCGCAAGUUGAAAGUAUUCAAAGUGGCCAGUCCAAUAUUUUUGCUAAUAACCCUCAUCGGAUGUGCCAUUAUGUAUUUGGAGAUGGUGGCAAUUUUUCCAUACUUGGAUACAACAUGGUGUGUGACAACAAAAUGGACACGGCACAUGGGUUUCUGCAUAACAUACACAUCGUUGCUAAUGAAAACAUGGAGAGUGUCGCUUACGUAUCGCGUAAAAUCGGCACACAAAGUCAAACUAACCGAUCAACAAUUGCUACAAUGGAUGGUGCCCAUACUAUUGGUAAUGCUUAUCUAUUUGGGUACUUGGACUAUAUCUGAUACUCCCUAUGCCCUCUAUAUUAACGAUCAAUACGGUUUGAAAUUCAAGCAAUGCUCAUAUAAUUGGUGGGACCAUAGCUUGGCUAUAGGUGAAGUGCUCUUCUUGGCUUGGGGCAUACGUGUCUGCUACAAUGUCCGCAAUGCAGAGUCAUUGUACAACGAGGCUCGUCUUAUUUCAUAUGCCAUUUACAAUAUCGCCAUUGUUAAUACAGCAAUGGUGGCACUACACAUUUUGAUAUAUCCCGAAGCUGGUCCUGAUAUAAAAUACACUUUGGGUUUUAUACGAACCCAACUCUCAACAACCACCACCAUUGCUCUAGUAUUUGGUCCGAAAAUAUCACGUAUCUUCAAAGGUCAGGGUGACAAAUGGGAUCAAAAGGCCAAAGUGCGUAGCAUAACAGCAUCGUUUUCGCUGAAUGGUGUGGGCCUGGUGCCAGACGAAUCUCCCGACUUGUAUCAGGAAAAUGAAGAACUUAAGGAGCAAAUCCAGAAAUUAGCUCAUCAAAUAGAAUUUAUGAAGACUGUACAUAUGCAAAUCAAUAACAGACAUUUGAAACCGAAGCCCGGUGGUUAUUUUACCAUAACCUCCACCUCUUUCCAGGCACCAUUCAGUAAAAAUAAUAUGUCUUCUACCCAAACGCAAACCUCUAAGGGAGGUGGUGAUGAAACCCAAACUGCCUCCCUAAAUAAAGGUUUCCCCACCAAUUUAACACCUACUAAAACAAAAUCCAAGACAACCGAGAAAGUUUGACGAGGUCAACGAAGUGAAAAAGAUUGCUCA
Stomoxys calcitrans (stable fly) is the source of this 3516-nucleotide messenger RNA. Its product is annotated as probable G-protein coupled receptor CG31760. The record is from RefSeq and is a predicted model, not a curated record. Gene Ontology annotation, cellular component: membrane. Gene Ontology annotation, molecular function: G protein-coupled receptor activity. NCBI's taxonomy places the organism in Eukaryota, Metazoa, Arthropoda, Insecta, Diptera, Muscidae. The transcript is spliced from 13 exons. The coding region runs from base 1081 to 3486 and encodes 801 amino acids. Gene Ontology annotation, biological process: G protein-coupled receptor signaling pathway.